GGAGGCCAAGCGUUUAUGGCCGGUGGAGUGCACACACAGGACGUGUCGCAUGUGCUGCGAGUUUUCAACAUCACUCAGCCACUGCUCACUACAUCCGAGAACGUUGUGCACAUCACUAACUGGUUCUUAGUGGACCACAACCAGGCAGGCAAAGUGCCGCCAGGGGUUGACCUUACAUCCGUCGUGGGUGUGGUUGAUCACCACACUCUCAUGGCUGAUGCGGUUGCUAUGGCGUUGCCAGGGUAUGUGGUGCUGCGUGCAUGGGGUAGCACAUGUGCGAUAGUCACAGCACUGUACAUAGAAUAUGGCGUCUCCAUACCCACGCACGUGGGCGGGUGUCUGCUGAGUGGCAUUGUGUCAGACACUCUGCUCUUCACCAGUCCCACCACCACGCCAAAUGACAUGGUAAUGGCUGGGGUGGCUGAGCAAGCGGCAGGUGUCAAUGCCACACUCUUGGCCACUGAUCUAUUCCGGGCUAAGUCCAAUUUAGAGACGUUCUCAG
Sphaeroforma arctica JP610 is the source of this 502-nucleotide messenger RNA. RefSeq lists its product as hypothetical. The record is from RefSeq and is a predicted model, not a curated record. Lineage: Eukaryota; Ichthyosporea; Ichthyophonida. The annotation marks the transcript as partial. The transcript is spliced from 3 exons.